AUGGCUGAGGUGACUGGAGCUGAACUAAUAGCAGAGUCCCUGAAGACUCAGAAAGUGGAGUAUAUGUUCGGGAUAGUCGGGGUUCCUAUCAUUGAAGUGGCCAUGGCCGCUCAGGCUGCAGGCAUCAAAUAUGUAGGAAUGCGCAAUGAGCAGGCGGCCUGCUAUGCUGCAUCUGCCAUUGGGUACAUCACAGGGAGACCGGGAGCCUGUCUGGUUGUAUCUGGACCUGGACUCAUUCACGCCCUGGGUGGGAUGGCCAACGCCAACAUGAACUGCUGGCCUGUGGUCGUCAUCGGGGGGUCCUCAGAUCGCAACCAGGAAACAACGGGAGCCUUUCAGGAGUUCCCUCAGGUGGAGGCGUGCCGUCUGUACAGCAAAUUUUCUGCCAGACCCAGCAGCCUAGAGGCAAUCCCCUCCGUCAUAGAGAAGGCAGUCCGCACAAGCAUAUAUGGGCGUCCGGGAGCGUGUUAUGUGGACAUUGCAGGAGACAUGGUCAAUGCCAAAGUGAACAGGAGCAAAGUCAGUGGAGUCUCCUGCUGCCCACCUCCACCUGUGAGUUUGGCUGACCACAGUGCUGUCACAGAGGCCAUCUGUGCCCUGAAGGCAGCUAAGACGCCACUAGUGAUCAUUGGCAAAGGGGCAGCUUAUGGAAGAGCCGAGGCUGUACUGCGACAGUUUGUGGAAAUCAGCGGUCUGCCGUUUCUCCCCACACCGAUGGGAAAGGGAGUCCUCCCUGAUGAUCACCCCAACUGUGUGGCAGCUGCCCGCUCACGAGCUCUUCUCCAAGCUGAUGUUGUGCUUCUGUUUGGAGCCCGACUGAACUGGAUCCUGCAUUUUGGGUUACCACCCAGGUUUAGCCCUAAUGUUAAAAUCAUACAGGUUGACCUCUGUGCUGAAGAAAUGAAUAAUAACGUAAAGUCAGUUGCGCUCCUGGGAGAUAUUGGAGCCAUUGUCACUCAGCUUUUGACUUGUGUUCGUGAACAUGGCUGGAAAUAUCCCUCAAAUACAGAGUGGUGGAGCUCUCUGAAGGAGAAGAUUGCUGUCAAUGCAAAAAUAUCAAAGGCCCUGGCCCUCAAGACAACAUUGCCCAUGAACUACUACACAGUAUUCCAUCACAUUUCCCAGCAGCUGCCUCACGACUGCAUCAUUGUCAGUGAAGGUGCAAACACCAUGGACAUCGGGCGCACUAUGCUGAACAACUACUUACCCCGACACAGAUUGGAUGCUGGUACCUUCGGGACGAUGGGAGUGGGUCUUGGCUUUGCGAUAGCGGCAGCCGCCGUGGAAAAGAGCAGAGACAAAAGCCGAAGAGUCGUCUGCGUGGAAGGAGACAGCGCCUUUGGAUUCUCUGGCAUGGAAGUCGAGACCAUGUGCAGAUAUAAUCUCCCUGUAGUUAUCAUUGUGGUCAAUAAUAAUGGAAUAUACAGUGGAGUGGAUCCUGAAGUGUGGAAGGAAAUGGCAAAAAUGGGGGAUCUGACCACUAUAGCCCCACCUGUGUCCCUCCUACCUGAGGCUCGCUAUGAUCAGGUGAUGACGGCCUUUGGCGGUCGGGGGUUCCUGGUGCGGACAGUGGAGGAACUGCAGAGCGCCUUGGAGCUCAGCCUGAGCGACUGGGACAGACCAAGCCUCCUCAAUGUUCUCAUUGACCCUUCAUCUGACAGGAAGCAGCAGGACUUUCCUUGGCUCACACGCUCCAACCUCUGAGCGCAGACCUUCAUCCAGAGCGUUUUUCAUCAGAGGAUUUUUUAUGUAAUUGUUUCUAUGAAAUAACUUUAAUUCUUUGUGAUUCUUACUACACAGUAGUAAAUCAGAACACUAACUAAGGCCACAACAAACUGCAUUAACAGAUUUCAUAAUUACUACUUUUUUUUUUUUUAAUGAAAUGAUAUUUUCUGAAGCAAAGCUGUGGGUGAGCUGUCACCCUGUUUAAUUUUUUGAUAAAUAAAAAUUCCAAAACUCAAAUGUU
Molecule: messenger RNA, 1966 nt
Organism: Oryzias melastigma (Indian medaka)
Lineage: Eukaryota; Metazoa; Chordata; Actinopteri; Beloniformes; Adrianichthyidae
Gene: hacl1
Product: 2-hydroxyacyl-CoA lyase 1
Exons: 17
Coding region: 1-1704 (567 amino acids)
Biological process (GO): fatty acid alpha-oxidation
Cellular component (GO): peroxisome
Molecular function (GO): catalytic activity; thiamine pyrophosphate binding; magnesium ion binding
Source: RefSeq, a predicted model, not a curated record